Messenger RNA from Malaya genurostris, 4152 nucleotides. RefSeq names its product NAD(+) hydrolase sarm1 (gene Sarm). Gene Ontology annotation, molecular function: NAD+ nucleosidase activity; protein binding; signaling adaptor activity. The transcript is spliced from 9 exons. Bases 608 to 3961 code for a protein of 1117 amino acids. Gene Ontology annotation, biological process: signal transduction; response to axon injury; negative regulation of MyD88-independent toll-like receptor signaling pathway. NCBI's taxonomy places the organism in Eukaryota, Metazoa, Arthropoda, Insecta, Diptera, Culicidae. Gene Ontology annotation, cellular component: dendrite. The record is from RefSeq and is a predicted model, not a curated record.
CUCAACGAAUGUCGACCGUGGUGGAAGUGAGAUCUUGGAACCGGUGCCAACUUGAAUCAAUUGUCCUGCAACAAAGAGUGAAAUAUUUUCCAAUUGCAAAAAAGAAAACCGAACGAGUUAAUUUUUUAAUCGCAAUUCAUAAAUUUUACGGUGCCUGACUUGUGUGACAUCCCAGUGUAGAAACAAGCGAUCAUUUCUCGACGCGAGUUUGCAUGAUUUAUAUGACCCAGACGCUCUGGGAUGAAAGUGCCUAUACGGUUCCGAGAGUGAAUACUAGUGUAGAAGCAAGAAUAACACUCGCGAGAUUAAAAUAAAUUAGCGACAGGAAAAGCGCACAGACGAAGCUCUGGAAAUGUUCGUAUGUAGCUCACGGCAGUCGACACGAUGUGAAUGAAUACAAGUGAAAGGCAGUUAGGUCGUUUGGAAUAGAUGUGUUUAUUAAUGUGAAAUAAUUUCGGAACAAGUUAUUGAGAAGAAGUAUUUCCGACAGAAAAACAAAAAAACAACGAGUAUUACUUCAAGUGCUAAAUAAUUUGAAGAGUUAUCAUCUUCGAAAAGUUCAUACCAUCAGUGUUUCAUUUCGCAACGAGUGCUAAUUCCACCGAAUAUGGUAAUCAACCGGUCAAGCCCAUCGGUGGCGACACUCAGAUCGCAGUUCCUGUUUCCACGACGUAAUGAGAUGUCCGAUCUGACGGAACCGGGUAGCACCGUCACAGGCAGCUUAAGUCCACCCACGCCACCAGCACGCGUUGGCCAGGCUCUGUUCAACACAAAUGCAUCAGCAGCAGCAGCGGUAGCCGGUAGUGCUACGGGAACGACAUCCGCAAUGGCUGCCACCGCACAAGAGCUCCUGAACAGUAGCAGUAGCUCCAGCAGUAAAAGCUCGAAAGUGUCCUCCUCGUCCAGCACCACCACCUCUCGAAUGGCCAAGACGUCUUCGACACAACGGCUCCAGCACAUGUCCUCCUCCCUUACGUCGUCUUCCACCUCGUCGGCAUCAUCUUCGUCGGCAGCAGCAGUCAAACAAGGACUGGGCGAGAUGCAGAGCUCGAUGGCGGAAAUGAAAAAUAUGAUGGGACACUCCAGUGCAUCGCAGAUUUCUACCUCAUCGUCGUCCACGAUGUCGUCCUCUUCGAGCCAGUUGAAAAAACUAGCCAUCACAAACAGUUCCUCCAAUUUGGGCGAACUUCAGAAGAGACUUCGUUCCUCCAUGGACAGCCUCGACGACCCGACAACGGACUAUCAGGUGACCCAUCCGGAUUCGGACGGUGAAAUGAACUCUAUGCUUACGAUGAAACCGACGGGAACCGUCCAGAACGGACACAUGAUGAACGGAGCGGUCGAUACGGUGAAGUACGAACAGAAACAGAUGACAUCGGAAUCAAAGACGAAGGUAGUGACCGAUGGAUUUAGCAGUGAGCAGGCAACGCUGAAUUCGGCACAGAUGAAAAAAUUGCAUGCCGGUGAUGUGCAAUACCAGGAGGAAGCGGCCCUGGCAGCGAUGAGUAAUAAAAUGGAAGUGGAUGGUUUGAAAACCGAAGAAAAAGGCGCACUUUUGAAGGAGGCGCGCUCUCUGAAGAUGGGUGAUUUCCAGCAAGCUGAAGCGAAUAACAUUGCGGCUCACAGCGUAAAAGUGCAGAGUGAUCAUUUCAGUGCUGAGAAGAAAGCAGUGGCGCAAGCACAGCAGCGACAAACGGUGUCAUCGACUGGAAUUUUUAAUCAGGAAAAGCACAUGUCGGCUGCCACACAAUCCAAAUUCACCUCCCACAGUAUGGUCACGUCGUCCUCCCAGAUGAGCACCCAUUCUACUUCAAUGAACGGUACCGUCAACAUGGGUGAUGAUUUCCCAUCCUUCGAAGAUCUGGAACGAUUGGGAAACAAUCCGGCCGACGUCGAGAAUACGAUCCACAAAUACUCCAAUCAUCUGACGUCCUAUGUGGAAAAUCUACAGCAUUCAGAGCAACUGAAGAAGGCACCAACUCUUCUCAACACGAUGAAUGAAAUUAUACGAAGAGCUUGGGCUGUACCAACUCAUGGCCAUGAAUUGGGAGCUAGCCUUUGUGAAACACUACGAAAAACGGGAGGAUUGGAUAUUCUAAUGAAAAACUGUAUUGACAGUGACUCGGACGUACAAUUUUCAUCGGCCCGGUUGCUGGAGCAGUGUUUGACAACCGAGAACCGAUCACACGUGGUUAAGAAUGGACUAGACAAAGUAGUCAACGUGGCUUGUGUAUGCACCAGGAACAACGCAACCGAUCAUUCGCGGGUUGGCACUGGUAUCCUGGAACAUCUGUUCAAACACAGCGAAGAUACGUGCUCCAAUGUAAUUCGGCUGGGUGGUCUGGACGCGGUCCUAUUCGAAUGUAGGAAAAACGACGUAGAAACAUUGCGACAUUGUGCCGGUGCACUAGCGAAUCUAUCGCUGUACGGAGGAGCCGAGAAUCAGGAAGCGAUGAUCAAUCGAAAAGUACCAUCCUGGUUGUUCCCGUUGGCUUUCCAUCACGACGAAAACAUCAAAUACUACGCCUGCCUUGCCAUCGUAGUGUUGGUAGCAAACAAAGAAAUCGAAGCAGAGGUCAUCAAAUCCGGAACGUUGAAUUUGGUGGAACCAUUCGUAACGUCCCACAAUCCGUCCGAGUUUGCCAAAUCUAAUCUAGCACAUGCGCAUGGUCAAAGUAAACACUGGUUGCAAAGAUUGGUACCGGUGCUGAGUUCAAAACGUGAAGAAGCUCGUAACCUUGCCGCAUUUCACUUUUGCAUGGAGGCUGGUAUCAAAAAAGAGCAGGGAAACACAAACAUAUUCAAAGAGAUUGGAGCAAUCGAACCACUUAUUAGAGUUGCCAGCUCACCGAACGCAAUCGCAUCGAAGUUUGCGGCACAAGCCCUGCGCCUGAUUGGUGAAGAAGUUCCUCACAAACUAUCACAACAGGUACCGUUGUGGUCCACGGAGGACGUACGAGAGUGGGUGAAACAAAUUGGAUUUUCCGAAUAUGAGCAUAAUUUCUUUGACUCAAAAGUUGAUGGAGAUUUGCUGCUGCAACUGGGUGAAGACAACCUACAGGAAGACAUCGGAAUUACCAACGGAAUACGGAGGAAACGGUUUGAACGUGAACUGCAAAAUCUGAAACGGAUGGCUGAUUAUAGCUCACGUGAUCCAGACAAUCUGCAUACGUUCUUGUACAAAAUUGCACCGGAAUACACGAUCUACACGUACUCGAUGUUGAAUGCCGGGGUAGACUUAGAAUCGAUCAAAAAUCUAGACGACGAUCAGCUCGUGGCGGAAUGCGGUAUUAGAAACUCUAUUCACAGAACCCGGAUAAUGAACGCAAUCAAGAGCAACGAAACGAUAUCGUCCCUUACAUCGGAAAAGAACACCGAGAAAAACCUCGACGUGUUCGUUAGCUAUCGGCGCAGCAACGGGUCACAGUUGGCCAGUUUGUUGAAGGUACAUCUGGAGUUGCGUGGUUUUUCGGUAUUUAUCGAUGUGGAGCGAUUGGAGGCGGGCAAAUUCGACAACAAUCUGUUGCAGAGCAUACGGCACGCGAAACAUUUUCUGCUGGUGCUGACACAGGACGCCCUGGAACGGUGCGUCGACGACGUGGAUGGCAAGGAUUGGGUGCACCGGGAAAUCGUUGCAGCUCUCAACUCCGACUGUAACAUCAUCCCCAUCAUCGACAAUUUUCAGUGGCCGGAGCCGGAGCGUCUACCGGAAGAUAUGCGCGGUGUUUGUCAUUUCAAUGGUGUUCGGUGGAUUCACGACUACCAGGAUGCGUGCGUGGACAAACUAGAAAGAUUCAUGCGAGCUGAAACCAACACCAGAGGUAGUCCGGCUGAUCACUUCCGUAGCUUACUGAAUCGCCCGGCCGGUGAUUCAACGCCCACGACACCGACUAUCUACCAACGCAUGCACAGCAACGAUUCCGGUAAAAGCAGCGACAAAGAUAACCGUAACUACGAAUGACUAGAUAAUCCUUCAGUUGGCUCCAAUGGCAAUCCGUUACAGUCGGCUAGUGGUUGUGGGUCUAAUCCUUCGCUCACGCAUCCCCGAUACUAUUCCAGUUUAGCGAAUCGCUACCGUAAGUCGUCGAGUCCUGCUCGACAGUGGCUCAAUGGUGUCGGUAAUUACGCUACAACGGGACGAUCUUCUCGACU